Pleurotus ostreatus (oyster mushroom) is the source of this 1098-nucleotide messenger RNA. RefSeq lists its product as uncharacterized. The coding region runs from base 1 to 1098 and encodes 365 amino acids. NCBI's taxonomy places the organism in Eukaryota, Fungi, Basidiomycota, Agaricomycetes, Agaricales, Pleurotaceae. The record is from RefSeq and is a predicted model, not a curated record. The transcript has 4 exons.
AUGGAUAACGAACUCAUGCGAGUAUGGCAGCUCAUCAGCGAGCUCAGCGAUCAACUUGCGGCUAACCAGAAGAUAACGAGCGAUCUAUUGUCUCAGGCCGGCAACUUGAAGAGUCAAGCAUCCGACACAGCGUCGGGUUUCACAUUGAGAAGGUUCAAUACGGAUAUUUCUAAAGAGGUCUUUGAGUCUGAGCUAGAGCGGAUGAACGCCCAGAUCAUAAUUGAAAACAGAACGCUACUGCAAGAAAACAAACAGUUGAGCCUUCUACUCAAAGAAUACGAAAAGACGAUGGAGAUUAUUAUGUCGAAAUUCCGGAAUCACGCACUUGCAGCCCAGCAGCACGAGCUCACCUUAACGAGACAUUAUGAAGCCCUGAUAAUUGCACGCGAGACCCAAUCCAUGACCUCCGACCUCACUUCAUCAGCUAACCUUGCGCGGUCAUUUCGUCGGCUGUCCCAUCACUUACGAAACCUACUUCGUUCCAUGGCUGGCGAACCUCCGGACUCGGACCCACUUGCCGAGGACCCGGACUAUGAAGGGGAUGUCGAUAUGGUCCAGAUAGAAGAAUUGGAGAGUCUGGUGGAUUCCCUAGACCAACGAGAGGGCGGCGCAGACUGGGCAAUCGAGCGAGAAUGCGAGAUUGAACGACUGCAACUGGAGAAUGAGCAGCUGCGCAAAAUGCUGGGGAUAGACGAAGAAAACAUGGCAGCGAACGGCGUGAGGGUAGACCAAGAACAAAUCGACAACAUGAGGCGACAUUCUACGCUUCUUUCGAAUUCCCGGCGUGUUGCGGCGCCUCCACCCGACAAUGGACCUCUGUGGGAGGCAACCGGUGGGAAUGGGGAGAUGAAUGGGGUGCAAAGGACGCCCAUGCAUGGGGCCAUGGAUAUGCCACCCGGUUCACGAAUGAGUAUGCCGGCGCGGCGACACGCAAUAUUUGGCGCUGGUAGAGGACGAGGAGUGUCUCUCGGAGUCGGACCUCCACCACCUGGCUCCUCGACUACUAAUCUCUGGAAUAACCAGCCAUCGUCUCCGUCUCCAUUAUUAGAUCGUUCUUGGCAACCUCAAGUCGGACCCACCCACGAUCUCAACCGAUAG